Messenger RNA from Hippopotamus amphibius kiboko, 683 nucleotides. Its product is annotated as CMRF35-like molecule 6. Bases 4 to 639 code for a protein of 211 amino acids. The record is from RefSeq and is a predicted model, not a curated record. Gene Ontology annotation, molecular function: transmembrane signaling receptor activity. Lineage: Eukaryota; Metazoa; Chordata; Mammalia; Artiodactyla; Hippopotamidae. Gene Ontology annotation, cellular component: plasma membrane. The transcript is spliced from 4 exons.
GAAAUGACCCCCACGGCCGGGCCCGGGUGGCUGCCUUCAGCUCUGCUGCUGCUCCACGUCCCAGGCUGUUUGUCCUUGAGUGGCCCCCGCAGGGUGACGGGCAUCGUGGGGGGAUCCCUGAGUGUGGAGUGUCGGUACGAGGAGGAAUUCAUAGACAACAAGAAGUACUUUUGCAAGAGCCUAUGUCUGCCACCGUGGAGGAUCGUGCAGACCAGCAAGUCAGAGAGAGAAAUGAGGAGGGGCCGAGUGUCCAUCAGGGACCAUCCCGCAAACCUCACCUUCACAGUGACCUUGGAGAGACUCAGAGAGGAUGAUGCAGGAACGUACCAGUGUGGGAUCGAUACUUCAUAUUUGGAAGGAAUUCUUCGAGACCCUGCCUUCCGGGUUGAGGUGUCUGUGAUCCCAGCCACCAGCCCUGAGAGGUCCAUGAGCACCCCAGGGGCUCCCACGACCCUGCCUGUAUCCACCUGGAGCAUCGUGUCUGGGCAGGAGACCCCUGAUCCUGGCCAACACCCUCAGUCCCUGCUGGGCAGCACCCACUUCCUGCUCCUGGUCUUCCUGGAGGUGCCCCUGCUCCUGGGCAUGCUCAGUGCCGUCCUCUGGGUCAACAGGCCUCUGAGGAGCUCUGAGAACCAGUAACAUCUGUUGCCAUGGAUACCCCGCCCAGGGUCACAGCCCCCUCU